ACCUCGAACCAAAGGCGGGGGAAAGAAACAGUGGAAAUGGCUAAGUCAUCGUGCUCUGUUCUCUUUGCCUUGUUCAUUGCCUUCUUUCCUCUCUGUCUCUGUUCCCAAACCUACGGAAGUGGGUAUCUCUUCCCUCAGUUCUACGACCACUCUUGUCCCCAAGCUCAAGAUAUUGUUAAGUCCAUAGUCUCCAAAGCAUUUGCCAAGGAUCCACGAAUGGCCGCAUCACUGCUUAGGCUCCAUUUCCACGACUGUUUCGUCAAGGGAUGUGAUGCAUCGCUGUUGCUAGACAGCAGCGGGAGCAUCGUCAGUGAGAAAAGAUCAAACCCGAACAGAAACUCGGCCCGAGGAUUCGAAGUCAUCGACGAGAUUAAGUACGCAUUGGAGAAGGAGUGCCCCGAAACAGUUUCUUGUGCUGAUGCCUUGGCUCUUGCCGCUAGAGACUCCACCGUUCUUACGGGUGGACCGAGCUGGGAAGUGCCUCUGGGAAGAAGAGAUUCAAAAGGGGCAAGCUUAAGCGGGUCCAACAACGACAUUCCAGCCCCUAACAACACUUUUCAGACCAUCCUCACCAAGUUCAAGCGUCAGGGCCUCGACCUCGUCGAUCUUGUUGCUCUUUCUGGGAGCCACACUAUCGGAAAUUCGAGGUGCACAAGUUUCCGGCAGAGGCUGUACAACCAGUCCGGGAACGGCAAACCGGACAUGACCCUCGACCAAUCGUACGCCGCCACGUUGCGUCCCCGGUGUCCGAGGUCCGGCGGCGACCAGAAUCUCUUCUUCCUGGACUUUGUCACGCCGACGAAGUUCGACAACCAUUACUUCAAGAACCUGAUAAUGUACAAGGGACUGUUGAGCUCUGACGAAGUGCUCUUCACGAAGAACAGAGAAUCGAAGGAGCUGGUGAAGCUUUACGCGGCGAAUGAGGAUGCCUUUUUCGAGCAGUUUGCGAAGUCGAUGGUGAAGAUGGGUAACAUCUCGCCAUUGACGGGGGCGAGGGGCGAGAUUAGGAGGGUUUGCCGGAGGGUUAAUCAUGUUUAAUCUCUUGAUUAAGUGGGGUUGCUUUUGCAUAUUUGCAUGGAUGGAUAUUUGGAUUUCUCUUCUUUGAUGUAUGGGUUUAAUUUUCUUGUUUUGAUGAUGAUUUCUCUGUAUUUCGCGUUUGAAUCAAUGCUUGGACAUAUUUGAAUA
This is a messenger RNA of Tarenaya hassleriana, 1185 nucleotides long. Its product is annotated as peroxidase 72. The record is from RefSeq and is a predicted model, not a curated record. Gene Ontology annotation, biological process: hydrogen peroxide catabolic process; response to oxidative stress. Lineage: Eukaryota; Viridiplantae; Streptophyta; Magnoliopsida; Brassicales; Cleomaceae. Gene Ontology annotation, molecular function: peroxidase activity; heme binding. The transcript is spliced from 4 exons. The coding region runs from base 37 to 1038 and encodes 333 amino acids.